UCGUCUUCGUUCGGUUCCGGUCAGUCGUAGUCGUCUGUUCGUGUGUUGCGUUCCGCUCGAAUACCGUUCCCUGAUUACCAUUCUUGAGGAACUUCAGUCGCCGCUCCCCUUUCUGGUAUUUUCCAUCCCGUUCACAACAACAAAAUGGCAGCAAAAAUCAAGGCCGGACCCGUAGUGGAUAUCCUGGGUGACGAGAUGACGCGCAUCAUCUGGGACUCGAUCAAGGACAAGCUGAUCCUCCCGUUCCUGGACAUCGAGCUGCACACGUUCGAUCUCGGUAUCGAGCACCGGGACAAAACCAACGACCAGGUGACGGUCGAUUGCGCGGAAGCGGUCAAACGCUACAACGUCGGCAUCAAGUGUGCCACGAUCACGCCGGACGAGGCGCGCGUCACCGAGUUCAAGCUGAAGCAAAUGUGGCGCUCGCCGAACGGCACGAUCCGUAACAUUCUCGGCGGAACCGUGUUCCGGGAGGCGAUCAUCUGCAAGAACGUGCCGCGCUUGGUGCCGGGCUGGGAGAAACCGAUCAUCAUCGGGCGUCACGCGCACGGCGACCAGUACAAGGCGACCGACUUUGUGGUGCCGAAGCCGGGCAAGCUGGAAAUGAAGUUCACACCGGCCGAUGGCAGCGAACCGGUGACGUACGUUGUGAACGAGUACAAGAGCCCGGGCGUCGCGAUGGGAAUGUACAAUCUGGACGAUUCGAUCCGCGACUUUGCGCAUUCGUCGUUCAAGGUAGCGAUCGAUCGGAAGUACCCGCUGUACCUUAGCACCAAGAACACCAUCCUGAAGAAGUACGACGGUCGCUUCAAGGACAUCUUCCAGGAGAUCUACGACAAGGACUACAAGACCCAGUUCGAGGCACUCGGCAUCUGGUACGAGCACCGGCUGAUCGAUGAUAUGGUCGCGUACUGUAUGAAGGCCGAGGGCGGAUUCGUGUGGGCGUGCAAAAAUUACGACGGUGAUGUCCAAUCGGAUACGGUGGCCCAAGGUUUCGGGUCUCUCGGUCUGAUGACGUCGGUGCUGGUGUGCCCGGAUGGGCGUACGGUUGAAUCCGAGGCGGCCCACGGUACCGUCACGCGCCACUAUCGUCAGUAUCAGCAGGGUAAGGAAACGUCCACCAAUCCGAUCGCUUCCAUCUUUGCCUGGACUCGUGGCCUGCUGCACCGCGCUAAGCUGGACAACAAUGCGGAACUGAAGCGUUUUGCUGAAACGCUGGAGAAGGUGUGCAUCGACACGAUCGAGGCGGGCCACAUGACCAAAGAUUUGGCAAUCUGCAUCAAAGGUAUGGCCAAUGUACAGCGAUCGGAUUACAUGGAAACGUUCGAGUUCAUGAACAAACUGGGCGAUAAUCUAAAGGCCGCCCUCACCCAGAGCCGGCUGUAAGACACGCGUGGUACCACCGGGGGUGGGGACGUGCAUUUACACUGACCACGAAGAUAUUCGCAGUCUCGGUCUUCAUCCAUCAUCGUCUUUUUAUGUUUCGCUCGAGUACUGCCAUGUAAUGGGAGAUACUGAGAAAUAAAAUCAAUGGGUCGUUGGCGUU
Anopheles cruzii is the source of this 1546-nucleotide messenger RNA. It is a transcript of the gene Idh, whose product is annotated as isocitrate dehydrogenase [NADP] cytoplasmic. The transcript has 2 exons. The coding region runs from base 145 to 1386 and encodes 413 amino acids. Gene Ontology annotation, cellular component: peroxisome; mitochondrion; cytosol. NCBI's taxonomy places the organism in Eukaryota, Metazoa, Arthropoda, Insecta, Diptera, Culicidae. Gene Ontology annotation, biological process: isocitrate metabolic process. The record is from RefSeq and is a predicted model, not a curated record. Gene Ontology annotation, molecular function: isocitrate dehydrogenase (NADP+) activity; NAD binding; magnesium ion binding.